AGUCUGAUUGGUUGUUAAUUUUGUGAAAAGGCGGAACAUCCGAUCUACUUGAGACAACUGGCCAAUGGCCAACGUGCAUUAUUGGCCUUUUCACUGCUGCAAAUAUGUCGAUAUUCUAUAUGCUUUUAUGCACAAAAAGGAAUCCACCUUUGAAAAAAUCGAUACCUCUCCCUUGAAAGGUACUUCAGUCUUAGUUGCAAUUGGUGUGAUUACUUGUUGCAGCCCAGAGGAUACUGCCAGACGGCAAGCCUUCAUUCCAGACAUCCCAGUUGCAGUGUUAGGUAUGGCAGGAGAGCCCUGCGAAUCCAAAUAGUGUAGAGUCAAUGGAUAAAGAGGGUGCAUAGAAGGUGGAAAAUAUGUCUUACAGUAACAGGGAACUGGUGGUGUUUUUUAUAAGCUAUAAACUGUCCCAGAGAAAUUAUCCAUGUUGUCAGUUGGUGCUGGAGGGUGCAAGUGGGCGGACUGAGGGUGAUGAAGCCAUUGCAAAUGGGUCUUUGGGAAACAACAGGAACGGCAGAAGCAAUUUGGGUAAGCCUUCCUCUCCACAGGGGGGAAUUGAGGCAGUGAAAGCAGCACUACGGGACUCAGUGGAUGAGUUUGAGCUGCGUUACACCCGCGCCUUCAGUGACCUCUCCUCCCAGCUCCACAUCACCCCUGCCACAGCCUACCACAGCUUUGAGAGCGUGAUGGACGAAGUGUUCAGGGAUGGGGUCAACUGGGGUCGCGUGGUGGGCCUGUUUGCUUUCGGCGGGGCCCUGUGCGUUGAGUGUGUUGAGAAGGAUAUGAGCCACCUGGUGACGCGCAUCGCAGACUGGAUGGCCACCUACCUGGACAAUCAUAUCCAGCCCUGGAUCCAGAGCCAAGGAGGAUGGGACCGUUUUGCGGAGAUCUUCGGCAGAGAUGCAGCUGCAGACGUCCGACGGUCCCAGGAGAGCUUAAGAAAAUGGCUGCUAGUUGGGGUGAUGCUGCUUUCAGGAGUACUGGUCGGCACUCUCAUCAUGAAGAAAUGCCAGUGAGUGGUGGAAUAUGAGCUACAUCUACAUUACCCCCAGCACAUAUAAACCCAGCACAUAUAAACGCAAAAUCAAUGAAAAUAGAACUAAUAGUUUGUUUACAUAAGCCCAGUCUGCUUGUGCACUGACAGAAACCUGAUUAGUAGCCCUGGCUAUUGCAGUUUUUGGGCAAUCAAUAUGUAGCUUGGUGAGCUGUUUUACUACUCACGUCUCCUGUCCUGCGCCCUUCUUUUUACAUUUUAAAAGUGAUACGUAUAAUAGCAUUUUAUGAUAUUUUUCAUAUUAUUGGUUUUAUUUUAUUUUCUUUACAUUUUUAAAGGGUGUUGCAUUCAAGACUAGAGAUGCUUUAAAUGGACCUGAUAAGCUAAGAGUGAAUGGGAAAAAUACAGCUUGUGUGAUAGAUUGUUUGUGUGUUACCCUGUAUACCUUAGGACCAACUACAGACAUUCUUUCCAAAUGGACAUUUGACCGAUAAUAUUGAAGAUUCUAAAAUAUUGUUUUUAUUUAGUUUGCUCCAAGAAGUUAAACUAAACCUGUUUUCAUUUGACUUUUUUUUUUAAGUGUUCCGUUCCUUCCUUGCUGUGCUGAAGUUUCAGGCAUGCACUAAAUAAUAAAACAUAUUAAUGUUUUAA
Molecule: messenger RNA, 1645 nt
Organism: Salmo salar (Atlantic salmon)
Lineage: Eukaryota; Metazoa; Chordata; Actinopteri; Salmoniformes; Salmonidae
Product: bcl-2-like protein 1
Biological process (GO): extrinsic apoptotic signaling pathway in absence of ligand; regulation of apoptotic process; release of cytochrome c from mitochondria
Cellular component (GO): mitochondrial outer membrane
Molecular function (GO): BH domain binding
Source: RefSeq, a predicted model, not a curated record